This is a messenger RNA of Cynocephalus volans (Philippine flying lemur), 1689 nucleotides long. It is a transcript of the gene SLC29A4, whose product is annotated as solute carrier family 29 member 4. The record is from RefSeq and is a predicted model, not a curated record. The transcript is spliced from 11 exons. Gene Ontology annotation, molecular function: nucleoside transmembrane transporter activity; monoamine transmembrane transporter activity. Gene Ontology annotation, biological process: nucleoside transmembrane transport. The coding region runs from base 91 to 1689 and encodes 532 amino acids. Gene Ontology annotation, cellular component: plasma membrane. Lineage: Eukaryota; Metazoa; Chordata; Mammalia; Dermoptera; Cynocephalidae.
GCCUAUAUGCUUGUCCUUACAUUUUGAUUGAAGGAGGACACCGGAGGAGGGGAGGAGCCGAGGCCCUGGGUUGCUGCUGCACCGGCUGCCAUGGGCUCUGUUGGAAGCCAGAGCCUCAAGGAGCCCAGCAUGGCGGGCACGCCAGACAGGAGCGUGGUGAUGAGCUUCAGCUUCGACAGUUACCAGCUGGAGGAGGCGGCGGCGGCGGCAGAGGCAGCUCAGGGCCAGGGCAUCGGGGCCAGGGCUGUCCCAGCUUUCGUGGACUCUGCGGUAGAGGAGCUGGUGCCUGACGACCGCUACCACGCGAUCUACUUUGCCAUGCUGCUGGCUGGCGUGGGCUUCCUGCUGCCGUACAACAGCUUCAUCACUGACGUGGACUACCUGCACCACAAGUACCCAGGAACCUCAAUUGUGUUUGAUAUGAGCCUCACAUACAUCUUGGUGGCGCUGGUGGCUGUGCUGCUGAACAAUGUCCUGGUGGAGAGACUGAGCCUGCACACCAGGAUCACCACAGGCUACCUCUUGGCCUUGGGUCCCCUCCUCUUUAUCAGCAUCUGUGAUGUGUGGCUGCAGCUCUUCUCUCAUGACCAGGCUUAUGCCAUCAACCUGGCUGCUGUGGGCACCGUGGCCUUCGGCUGCACAGUGCAGCAAUCCAGCUUCUAUGGGUACACGGGGAUGCUGCCCAAGAGGUACACGCAGGGGGUGAUGACCGGGGAGAGCACAGCGGGGGUGAUGGUCUCCCUGAGCCGCAUCCUCACCAAGCUGCUGCUGCCGGACGAGCGCGCCAGCACGCUCAUCUUCUUCCUGGUCUCCGUGGGUCUGGAGCUGCUCUGCUUCCUGCUGCACCUGCUGGUGCGGCGCAGCCGCUUCGUGCUCUACUACACCACGCGGCCCCGCGACAGCCGCCGGAGCUGCCUGGGCCGGGGCGCCGGCUACCGCGUGCACCACGAUGUCGCCGCGGGGGACAUCCACUUCGAACACCAAGCCCCAGCCCUGGCCAACAGCGGGUCCCCGAAGGACAGUCCAGCCCACGAAGUGACCAGCGGCAGCGGGAGGGCCUAUGUGCGCUUUGACGUGCCUCCGCUGAGAGUCAAGCGGAGCUGGCCCACCUUCAGAGCCCUGCUGAUGCACCGCUACGUGGUGGCGCGGGUCAUCUGGGCCGACAUGCUGUCCAUUGCUGUGACCUACUUCAUCACGCUGUGCCUCUUCCCCGGCCUCGAGUCUGAGAUCCGCCACUGCAUUCUGGGCGAGUGGCUGCCCAUCCUCAUCAUGGCUGUGUUCAACCUCUCAGACUUCGUGGGCAAGAUCCUGGCGGCCCUGCCCGUGGACUGGCGGGGCACCCACCUGCUGGCCUGCUCCUGCCUGCGUGUGGUCUUCAUCCCCCUCUUCAUCCUGUGCGUCUACCCCAGCGGCACUCCCGCCCUCCGCCACCCCGCCUGGCCCUGCAUCUUCUCCCUGCUCAUGGGCAUCAGCAACGGCUACUGCGGCAGUGUGCCCAUGAUCCUGGCGGCAGGCAAAGUGAGCCCCAAGCAGCGGGAGCUGGCGGGGAACACCAUGACUGUGUCCUACAUGUCAGGGCUGACGCUGGGCUCUGCCGUGGCCUACUUCACCUACAGCCUCAGCCGGGACGCCCACAGCAGCUGCCUCUACACCCCUGCCACCAAUGGCUCCGUCCCCACUGGCCUCUAA